UGAUUGUGUGUGUGGAUGGAUGGAUAGUAGGCUUCCACCGGGCUGUGCCGCCGCUGCGAGAGGAGCGCACACACACUCUGAAGGAUAGUGUGUGAGCCAGUCAGUCAGUCAGUCAGUCAGUCGGUGUGCGUGUGUAAGCCAUGUUGGAUGUGAAUGAACGGGAGGAGAGAUGCCGCUUCAGCGCCGCUCCUAACGCUCAGACCUGCGGCUCCACGGACCACAGCGGGUAGAUGCCAACUCUCCAGGCCGACAGAGAGACGGGGGAGCCUGGGGGACGGUGUCGGGCGGUGCCGGCGGUCCUGGAAGUGGUCACCUAGCCGGAACGAGAGGAGAGAGAGAGAGAGAGAGAGCGAGAGACAGACAGAGAGAGUGGAAGGCGCACUCGAGAGGGAGAAAGGUAGAAAGAGGGAGAAAGGAGGGGAGAGGCAGCGAAAGGAAGAGACUAAAUGGCUGCACCGCUACCGGGCUUCACCCCGCUCCUGCUCUCUUCUCUGGCACUCCACCUGCUUCUCCUCGGCCCUUUGUUCGCCCUCACCCCGGGGACGGUGAAUACAGGAGGGGCUUCCCACGGAUUUACCCCGGGCCUCUGCGACCGAGACGCCGGUAAAGUGAGCCAGCAACAGCAGCGGCGGCGUGCAGGAGCAGGGGAGUCGCCGGGGGGCAGCUGGAAUCCCUCCCCGAGCAGGUGGACCGUAGAGCGGAUACAGACUGGAAGAUGCUCCGGAGUGCGGCUCUCAGGAGAGACGCCGGGUGGAUUUCAACGGGACGGGGUUAGAUGGGCGCGGAUAGUAAGACUGAGAGGAGCCGGGACGUUUUGGAGGAGUGCAGAUGGCCCUCCGGCUCCAUCACCACCACCACCGCCCCCUCCUCCUCCUCCUCCUCCUCUCCUCCACCCCGGGUCCGAUGGCGUCGGCGCAGGAGAGGGAGUGGAGAGUGGAAGGAUGGAGAGGAAGGGCGUUGUUUCACUUCCAGCAUCACCUGUUUUCACCCCCUCGCCGGCUCAAAACGGAAAGAAGAGGGCAGUACAAAGGACUAGAGCGCGCACGAGGCGCUGGCCGGCGUCGCGGCCACACCUCGAGAAACGUGGUGUCUCCGGAGCCUUUGUGCACGCCUCUGGCCUGCGCGGGGCACCCGGAAGUGAAGGGAGGAGAGAGGGAGAGGUGAGAGAGAGGGCUCGUGAGGUGAGGAGCACCCCGACAUCCAGGCUGGGCUCCGGUGAUCAUGCCUCCUCACCUGGCCCCGGCCCCAGCGGCUCCUCCCGGCGCACCCCUCCAGCAGCAGUCAGCUUCCAGGGGCCGCAGCGGAGACGGGAGCCCGGGCGGUGCGGACAGGGGGGCUGGUAA
Salarias fasciatus (jewelled blenny) is the source of this 1343-nucleotide messenger RNA. Its product is annotated as zinc finger protein ZIC 5-like. The record is from RefSeq and is a predicted model, not a curated record. NCBI's taxonomy places the organism in Eukaryota, Metazoa, Chordata, Actinopteri, Blenniiformes, Blenniidae. Bases 447 to 1343 code for a protein of 298 amino acids. The transcript has 2 exons.